Talaromyces stipitatus ATCC 10500 is the source of this 1706-nucleotide messenger RNA. RefSeq lists its product as uncharacterized. Gene Ontology annotation, biological process: RNA polymerase I preinitiation complex assembly; transcription elongation by RNA polymerase I; nucleolar large rRNA transcription by RNA polymerase I. NCBI's taxonomy places the organism in Eukaryota, Fungi, Ascomycota, Eurotiomycetes, Eurotiales, Trichocomaceae. The transcript is spliced from 3 exons. Gene Ontology annotation, molecular function: DNA binding. Gene Ontology annotation, cellular component: RNA polymerase I complex. The record is from RefSeq and is a predicted model, not a curated record. The coding region runs from base 83 to 1543 and encodes 486 amino acids.
ACGACAGCUUGAUUCAUAAAAGUCAUUCUCCAUUUCAUUUUCUUAGAUAUAUUUCCAAAAUUUAAUAUAAUUACUACGGCAAAUGGCCUCCGAUAAGGUCGAGAAAAAGCGCAAAAGAGACUCGGACAGACAUGACCGUCCUAGCAAAAAGCCUGCUAUCGAAGCGCAAAACCUGCCUCCAUUGACUGCAAGCGUACUCAAGGAUGACAAUGAACUUGCUCCUGUUCUGAUCAACGCACCCGGUCUCCAAUUCCCCAAAAAAGUCCACGGCUUCAAACCAUACACCAAAGAAUCAUCCACAUCCUCCAAAACAGCCUCCUCAUCCGGCCGAAACAAAGGCAUCGUCUCUACGGAACUCCUACUUCAAUCAUCCGAACACCCAAAACUGGACUUUGUGGGCACCGAGGCCACGGAAGACGCCGAUUCGCAAUUGAAGCAUUAUAUUGCCAUUGUGGACCCGGAGAAGAAGACAUGGCAGUUUGUCGAGGUUCGCAAGAUGACUUUACGCAGUACAGUGAAGAAGCGGAAUCCGAGUGUUGCGGCGGAUGAAGAUGAUUCUGAUGGGGCUGAUGUAUCAUACCGUGACCAGAGGAAUGCUCUCACAGAAGCAUUCGGCACAAAAGCAUCACGUAAAGCCGCCCAAUCCGAGGCUGAGAACAGCAUGCUUGCACCCGCCGGUGGCAGUAGCGCCAUUGAAUCUGCGAUUCUCUCUUCCAUGCCGUUGCAGGGUAUCGCAACUGCAAAUCUCAAGGCGCAGGAACUUCAAGCCCAGGUACAAGCUAACAAGCCUAUCCCGACUGCAAACUUAUCCGCCAUGCAUCCUUCAGAGGUAUACACCAUCGAAUCGCUGGUUGCCGGUGGCAUGUCAACUCUCAAUCAGCUUCCCAUACAGGAAUGGCAAGAUGCUGUUAAUGCCGGUGAGGCGGUUAUGAGUACAUCUCGCUACGUGGCGCAUCGUGUCGACGCAGUCGUCAAAUCGACCAACGUCACCCAUCUACAACUCCUCCGCUACAUCCUCGCUCUCAUCGAACUAACCAAAAACAUUAAAAGAGGCAAGGGAUCCGAUCCACCAGGUAGUAAACGCAUACCACUUCGAGCAGAUCUGAAAAGACUCCUAUCCGGCGGAUCGUCAGCAACGACCCAAUUACCCGAACCCGUCGUCGAAGCUAUCCGCCGCAAAUUCGCACCAGGUGGAAUCAUGAUUCGCUCAAAUAUUACACUGCUUUACACAACGCUCUGCGCAUUAACGCUUCAUAUACCACCCACCCCAACAAAGGAUGGAGGCACAAGUUCCCUGGGCGGUAACACGCCCACAGAGUUGGCGACUGAUCCAUCCGAUCUUCGCGACGAUCUUCGUCUUGAUACUGCCACGAUCACGCAGUAUUUUAAGGAGUUGGGUUGUAGAGUUGAGAAGCCAAGGGAGAGUGAAUUUGCGAAGUUCGGAAUCAAGUCUAAGGCUGAGGCGGCUAAUAAGAGGGUUUGUAAGUUGAGGAUUCCCUUGGAUUUUCCGAAGGUGUCGAGGGGUGGUGGACCGAGGCGAUGACCGGUAUGAGAAGGGGUUUGGGUUGUUUUCAUGUAUAUGUUUUAGAUUCGUUUAUUGGGUGUUGUUUGUUGGUCUUAAAAAGUACGCAGAUGAUUGAUGAAGACAAUGUAAAUCAAGUUUCAAAAAGUACUAGACAGAAUACUUCGAGUAUGUCUACCAGUAC